This is a messenger RNA of Malassezia japonica, 1065 nucleotides long. RefSeq lists its product as uncharacterized. The coding region runs from base 1 to 1065 and encodes 354 amino acids. NCBI's taxonomy places the organism in Eukaryota, Fungi, Basidiomycota, Malasseziomycetes, Malasseziales, Malasseziaceae. The record is from RefSeq and is a predicted model, not a curated record. Gene Ontology annotation, biological process: maturation of SSU-rRNA from tricistronic rRNA transcript (SSU-rRNA, 5.8S rRNA, LSU-rRNA). Gene Ontology annotation, cellular component: small-subunit processome; nucleolus. The transcript has a single exon.
AUGAGUCUCGUGGAGCAGCAGCGUGGCGCGUUUGCCGAGCUGGGCAAGGGGCUCGAGAAGAGCGUAAAGGAUGUCGUGCCCCAGAUAGAGAAGCUCCAGAAGGCUUCUGAAGAUAACGACCUCGAAUUUCCCGACGGUCUUUCGCUGCUCACCGUCAAGGUCGAUGCACUGCUCGCCUACAUGCACCACAUGGCGCUCCUCUGUGCCCACCGCGCCUCUGGCAAGUCGCUGGGCGAUGCAGCGGGCGAGGCGUAUGUCCGCGGCCUCGUAUCGCUGCGUCUCAUGCUUGAAAAGAUGCGCCCGAUGGAGACGCGCAUCAAGUACCAAAUCGAAAAGCUGAUGCGUGCCGCGUCGACCGCCGAGCAGGCGCCGGCCGCGGCCGAGGGCGAGGAGGAAAUCGACCCGCUGGCCUUCCGCCCGAACCCCGCGGCACUCGCCUCGGCCAAGCCCCAGGCGGCCGAGGACGAGGAGGAAGAGAGCGGCGCGUAUCGCCCCCCGAAGGUCGCGCCGGUCCUCUUCGACCCUGACGCACGCCCUUCGCGCAAGGACCGCAACCGCGAGCGGCAGCCGUCGCGCAAUGCUGCGCUCCUUGCCGAUCUGUCCGCCGGCAUGUCGGCGAACCCCUACGAGACGACCACGGCCGGUGUCGGCAGUGGCGGUGCGCUUGGCACGGCGGGCUCGUCGCGUGCGCGUGCGCUCAAGCGGAUGGAAGAGUUCGAAGAGGACAACUACAAGCGUCUUUCCAUGUCGAAGAAGGACGCAAAGCGCCGUCGCCGCGACGAGCAGGACGUUGCGCUCGGUGGCCUCGGCCUCUCGGCCAAAGGCGACCGCAUUGGCGGCGGUGUCGAGGAAGAGUUUGGCGAUUUGCUGCGUGGCAGCGCGCGCGAUGCGCGCCGCGGCAGUGGCGCGUACGAUGUGCUGCAGCAGCGCUCCAAGCGCCCCUCGACCCUCGCACGCGCCCAGAGCAAAGGCGGCGCGCGCGAUGGCGACGUGGUUGCCGGCUCUGCGUCCUCGCACAAGUUCAAAAAGGCCAUGCGCUCGCAGCGGAAAAAGUCGCGUGCGUAG